Messenger RNA from Hippopotamus amphibius kiboko, 303 nucleotides. RefSeq names its product defensin beta 127 (gene DEFB127). The transcript has 2 exons. Bases 1 to 303 code for a protein of 100 amino acids. The record is from RefSeq and is a predicted model, not a curated record. Gene Ontology annotation, biological process: innate immune response. Lineage: Eukaryota; Metazoa; Chordata; Mammalia; Artiodactyla; Hippopotamidae. Gene Ontology annotation, cellular component: extracellular region.
AUGAGGCUCAUCCUGAUCAUUGCAAUUCUGCUGUUCCAGAAGUUCACAGUAACUGAACAACUUAAAAAAUGCUGGGAUGAAUAUGUACAAGGAUACUGCAGGAAAAUUUGCAAAACAACAGAAAUACGUGAAGUACUAUGUGAAAAUGGGAGAUAUUGUUGCCUCAAUAUCAUGGACCUGAAACUACGUAAAAAAAUUACCAGACCACCUCGUCCAAAGCCAGUGACAUAUGCAUUUACUUAUUCUCAAGAUUAUUAUGCAGAUGAACAGAAUAAUACAAACUCCAACAAAAAGUCUAUAUAA